Uranotaenia lowii is the source of this 5124-nucleotide messenger RNA. RefSeq lists its product as uncharacterized. NCBI's taxonomy places the organism in Eukaryota, Metazoa, Arthropoda, Insecta, Diptera, Culicidae. Bases 1 to 5124 code for a protein of 1707 amino acids. Gene Ontology annotation, biological process: DNA integration. Gene Ontology annotation, molecular function: nucleic acid binding. The transcript is spliced from 3 exons. The record is from RefSeq and is a predicted model, not a curated record.
AUGGCUACCGAGCGCAGAAUCAAGUCGCUCAAGUUAAGACUCCGUAGCAUUGAGACAUCCUUCAGCCUCAUAAGGGUGUUCGUCAAUAACUUCCGAGAAGAUACCCAGUCUGUUGAAGUGCCGGUGCGGCUGGAGAAUCUCGGAGUCCUAUGGGCGGACUUCUGCAAAACUCAGGCUGAGUUGGAGGCUGCUGAAGUUGACGAUCCGGAAGUCAUCGAUUUUCAACUCAAGCAGCGUGCUCAAUUUGAAACGGAAUAUUACCGUUCCAGCGCGCACUUCCCUGCUUCUUCUCAAAUUCGCCUACCAGAUGUCAAACUUCCUGUAUUCAACGGAACACUCGAGAAUUGGCUGAAUUUCCACGACCUGUUUAUUUCUUUAGUGCAUUCUUCCAGCGAAUUGUCGAACAUACAAAAGUUUUACUAUCUACGGUCAUCUCUGGCUGGAGAUGCACUAAAACUAAUUCAAACAAUUGGGCUCAGCGCCAACAACUAUCCCGUUGCCUGGAAUCUGCUUGUAGAGCACUUCCAGAAUCCGUCGCGUCUCAAGCAAGCCUACAUCGAUUCUCUUUUUGAGUUUGUCCCAUUGAAGCGAGAAUCAGCAGCCGAUCUCCAUUCCCUAGUAGAAAAAUUCGAAGCCAACGUCCGGAUCUUGAAGCAGUUGGGUGAAAGAACCGAAUAUUGGGAUGUUCUGCUGAUCCGCAUGCUGAGUAUUCGCCUUGAUACCAAAACACGAAGGGAUUGGGAAGAGUUUUCGUCAGUACAUGAGGCCGUCACGUUUCCGGAUUUGGUCCUGUUCCUCCAAAGACGGGUUACGGUACUGCAGAGUGUCAGCAACGUUAAUCUGGAUAAUUCGUCUAUUUCUGCUUCAAAAAAACCCGUUUAUCGAUCGCCAGUUGUCAGCAAUGGUGCCACUCAAGUUUCUUUCCGUCAAUGCCAUGCCUGUUCUGAACAUCAUCCGCUCUACCAAUGCUCUGUGUUCACGAAAAUGACCACCGAGGACAAGGAAAAGCUCGUGCGUCGCCAGCAACUGUGUCGGAACUGCCUUCGAAAGGGGCACCAAGCCAGAACAUGUCAGUCCAAGAACACCUGUCGAAAAUGUCGAGGGAAGCACCAUAACCAACUAUGCAACCAGGACUCCGGUCAUCUUGAAUCUAACCGACCGAAAACUCAUACCAAGGAUCCCGUUCCAGCCAGUGAAGAAUGUUCUUCGUCACUGUCCGCGGCAGUUCAAAAGCCUCCCACUGGAUUUCGCUCUCACAAGGUACUCCUUGCAACGGCCGUCAUUAAUCUCGUUGAUGAUUUCGGCAAUACCCAUCCAGCUAGAGCACUUCUCGAUUCUGGGAGCGAAUGUAGCUUUAUCACCGAAGCAGUUUCACAAAACUCAAGGCUCAACGCAACAAGGUUCACCUCACGAUCUCCGGCAUCGGUCAGUCAUCCGUACAAGCCCGCUGUAAACUUCGGGCUACCCUACAUUCCCGAGUUACCGAAUUCUCUACUGUCGUUGAACUUUCUGGGGGCCGACAUCUUUUUCGAACUCUUCAAGCCAUCCGGUAGAAUUCCUCUUGGAGAAUCUCUUCCUAUACUGGUGAACUCCGUUCUUGGUUGGGUGGUAUCUGGGAAGGUGUCGAAUUUCAAUCCUGUCGGCAUCGUAGCUUCCAAUGUUGCAACUAUCGCAGAUGUCUACCGCUUGAUGCAACGUUUUUGGGCCAUCGAAGAAGACGACUCCACAUCAUGCUUGUCAGUUGAAGAAGCCGCCUGCGAAAAGCACUUCCGCCAAACAGUUCAACGUAAUGCUGAAGGUCGAUACAUAGUCCGACUUCCCUUGAAAGAGACUGAUUCCAAAGUUGGUGACAACCACUCCAUUGCUCUUCGUCGGUUCCACAUGGUCGAAGCGCGUUUGCAACGGAAUACUGGUCUACGUUCGCAGUAUCAGGACUUCAUGUCGGAAUACCUGGCCCUCGGACACAUGCUGAAGGUAGACGAGGUUGCGCGUUCCCAUCCACAAUACUAUCUGCCCCAUCACGCUGUUAUACGUGCCGAUAGUUCCACUACCAAGGUGCGAGUCGUUUUUGACGCGUCGUGCAAGUCUACGACCGGAAAAUCCUUGAACGACGUGCUCAUGGUCGGUCCAGUCAUACAGGAUGAUUUACGAGCUAUCAUAUUAAGAACCCGAAUCAACCCAGUGUUACUUAUCGCUGACAUCAAACAAAUGUACCGCCAAAUCCUGGUUGACGAACGAGAUACUCCGCUCCAACGAAUUCUCUGGCGUAAUUCCUCCGAUGAACCUAUCGACACAUUCGAGCUAAAGACGGUAACCUACGGUACGGCUAGUGCGCCUUUUCUUGCAACUAGAACACUUCAGCAACUUGCCGACGAUGAAAACCUACAGUUUCCCGCGGGAUCUAAGGUUCUGAGGAAGGACGUAUACGUUGACGAUUUGGUAACCAGCGGAAGGUCUCCUCAAGAAGUGGCAGAUCUUCGAAAUCAGUUGGAUCAAUUGUGCAGACGUGGAGGUUUCGAAUUCCGGAAAUUUGCAUCGAACGUAGAAGCAGUACUCGAAGGCAUUCCUCCCGAAAGACGUGCUCUUCAAUCGUCAAUGGAGCUUACUGCUGAUCAAUGCAUUAAAACGCUUGGAUUGCACUGGGAACCUGCAUCGGACAACUUGCGUUUUCAAAUUCAGGUGCCUGAUCAACUCCAAACCACGGCAAUGAGCAAACGAGUAGCCCUUUCGCAGAUUGCGCAGCUUUUCGAUCCCUUGGGGUUGGUCGGUCCAGUCAUUGUCACAGCAAAAAUCUUCAUGCAGACCCUGUGGAGUCUUCUAUCAGAUGACGGCAAACCUUGGGGAUGGGACCAACCACUGCCAGUCUCCCUCGCAAGGUAUUGGGAGAACUAUUAUACACAACUACCAUCACUGAGCGCGCUACGAAUUCCACGUUGCAUAACAAUCUCAAAUUUCGAAACUCUUCAGUUGCACUUGUUCUCUGAUGCAUCUGAGCAAGCCUAUGGUGCAUGUGCCUAUUUUCGUUCGACUGACUCAGCUGGCGGCAUUGCAGUCGGCCUGCUUACCGCAAAAUCAAAGGUGGCUCCUUUAAAAAGGCGCAGCAUUCCCCGACUCGAGCUUUGUGGAGCACUCGAGGCUGCCCAAUUAUACAAAAAGAUUUCCUCAGCCUUUGGGAGGACGUUUUCAACCUUUUUCUGGGUCGAUUCCACCACCGUUCUAGCCUGGCUAAGAUCAAGCCCAUCAAAUUGGACCACGUUUGUUGCUAACCGGGUUUCCAAGAUCCAACUCGCAACGGAAGGAUCUACCUGGAAUCACGUAGCUGGUCAGCAGAACCCUGCCGACCACAUAUCGAGGGGCAUCGAUGCGGAUACACUUAUCUCCUGUGAUUUGUGGUGGCAAGGUCCCGAAUGGCUCCGAUUGGAUCAAAGUUUAUGGCCAUCAUCAUCAUCCGAUCAGACGUUCGACACCCAAUUGGAAUUCCGAACUUCAAAAUCUACAGUUGUAACGGCCAUAACCGAACCUACUUUCAUCGACGACUAUGUGGCACGGUUUUCCAAAUUUCAAACCAUGCUGCGUGUAACAGCGUUUUGCCUGCGACUCUCUUCCAAACGUUGGAGUGCACGAAAGGACGGAAGUUUUCAUUCAUCUCUCGCUGCAGAUGAAAUUCGGGAUGCCGAACACAUUCUAAUUCGCUUAGUACAAGCGCAGGAGUUCUCCGAUUACGUUACAGCCCUUGAAACAUCAAAACCAGCCCCCAUCAAAUCUCGCCUAAGAUGGUUCACCCCGUUCUUGGAUUCGAGUCACCUAAUGCGCGUAGGAGGGCGCCUUGACAGAUCGUCGUUGACCUAUGAUGCCAAGCACCAAAUUCUACUCCCCUAUCAUCAUCGUUUUUCCACCUUGCUGGUCGAAUACUAUCACCAACGGCAUUUGCAUGCGGCACCACAACUGCUCAUGGGAAUUCUUCGUCUUCGGUAUUGGAUAAUAGGGGCCAGGAAUCUGGCCAAAACCGUCGUUCAUCGCUGCGUAACGUGCGUCCGAGCUCGCCCUAAAUUGGUAGAACAAUUUAUGGCUGAGCUGCCAAAGGAACGCAUAACUGCCACUCGACCGUUCACGAAAACAGGCAUUGACUACUGGGGUCCGAUCUGGCUCAAGCCUCCGCAACGCAGAGCCACACCAACAAAGGCGUUCGUAGCUAUAUUUGUGUGCUUCAGCACAAAAGCUGUACAUAUCGAACUAGUGUUCGAUCUGACCACAGCAAAGUUCCUGCAGGCCUUGCGACGUUUCGUCGCCCGUCGUGGUCCACCAUCCGACAUGUUUAGCGACAAUGGUCGAAAUUUUCUGGGUGCGAAGAAUGAGUUGAAACGUCUGCUAAGCAAUUCCGAACAUGCUGACGAGGUGGCAACUGAAUGCUCUGAGUGCAACAUCCGGUGGCAUUUUAACCCUCCGAGAGCUUCCCAUUUUGGCGGGUUGUGGGAAUCGGCGAUAAAUUCAGCACAAAAGCACUUUCUACGAGUGGUUCGAGAUCGUCCUCUGUCAUAUGAUGACAUGGACACACUGUUGUGUCAAAUUGAGUGCUGUUUAAAUUCGCGUCCAAUUGUGCCCCUCAGCGACGAUCCUACAGAUUACGAACCGCUUACUCCCGGGCACUUUUUAGUCGGCACUGCACUCAAGUCUGUUCCAGAUGAGAAUCAUACUGAAGUCCCAUUCAAUUACCUAAGAAAGUGGCAGCAAACCCAGAAACUGUUCCAAGACAUCUGGCGAAGGUGGCACCUAGAAUAUUUGGCAUCAUUAGAACCAAGGGCAAAAUGGUGCAACUUACCUGUGGCGAUACAAGAAGGUCAAUUAGUCGUUUUAAAGGAUGAAGCUACACCUCCGAUUCGCUGGCCAACUGCAAGGAUUUCCAAGAUUCAUCCAGGAAAGGACGGGGUCACCAGAGUUGUUACACUGCAGACACCUAAGGGCUUAUGUGUACGACCGGUGUCUAAGAUUUGUCUGUUGCCGAUUGCAUCACCGCGGAAGGAAUCAAAUAAACAAACCAACGAUGCGCAAUCAACACCAGACAAAAAUGUUCAAAGGGAAAUAAGCUCCAGCCACCAAACCGUUCCGGAUCCAUGCAAAAUUUAA